Molecule: messenger RNA, 4109 nt
Organism: Leptopilina heterotoma
Lineage: Eukaryota; Metazoa; Arthropoda; Insecta; Hymenoptera; Figitidae
Gene: subdued
Product: anoctamin-1-like
Exons: 12
Coding region: 520-3348 (942 amino acids)
Biological process (GO): chloride transmembrane transport
Cellular component (GO): plasma membrane
Molecular function (GO): protein dimerization activity; chloride channel activity
Source: RefSeq, a predicted model, not a curated record
AAUUGAAUUUGAAUAAAAUGGUGUUACCUAAAAAUUUUUAAUUACAAAUAUUAAUAAAAUUUUAAUUUAGUUACUUUCCAGGAGAAUUGUUAAUUUUUUUUCUUUAACGUCCAUGUGGCUUUAAAUUAAGCUCCCUAUAAAGCUCCGCUCCUAUGACCUAAGCAGCCGAUUGAUCAACUCUAUAAGCUUGGAAUGAGCUUUCGUUUCAUAUAGAAAAAUGAAAAAACUCCAAAAUAAUGUCUAUUUGUUUCGACGAUCUGAUUUUGUAAUGGCAACAGCGUCCGAUUUAUUUUUGGAUAAAACACAAGUUCUACGGCUAUUUUCAUCUGAGGAUAUUCGAGAAACAGAAACACAUUCUGCUUUAUUUUAUUUUCAACCUACUGGGAUAAAUUUGUUUUUUUCUACAAGAGUCUGAAAAAGAGAGAAAAAAUAAAAUAGCCGCAAAAUUAAUUCACGACAAGAAUUAGUUACUCGAGAAUAAAAAUAUAAUAAGGACGAAAGACUGUUUGUAAAUAAAAAAUGGAAGAAGAUGAAGAGAGCAAUGUUGAGCGCGAGCGCAGAAGUACAGGUUCACAAUCGAAUUCGUUCAAUUCUGCGAGAUCAUCACAAGAUACAAUAUUCAACAGUUGUUUAGAUUUUCACGAGGUCAAUAAGGAGGAAAACAUUCUAAUUAUUGAAAAUCAAUUAAAUCAAAAAGAUUGUGAAUUAAUUCGGAAAAGUUACGAAACAAUGCACGAGGAUUUACAACAAGAUUGUAAACUGAAUGAUCAAUUUUCGGAUCUGGAAGAUCCGAAUUUAUACUUCCGGGACAAAAUUCGUAGCAUUGAUUUCGUCCUCGUCUAUGAUGAAUUCGAUCAGGAUGCGAUGAUCUAUCCGCACCAAAAAUAUCGAAGGAAAUUCGAAGAAAAUCUAUCGGCCGAGGGUCUCGAAUUUGAAUACGAACAACCGGAGAGAAAUGGAUUGUGCUUCAUAAAGAUUCACGCACCGCGUGAAGUAUUGCGAAGAUAUGCGGAAAUUCUAAAACUCCGACUACCAAUGAAGGAUGUGCCACAAUUAUUGAGACAAUUACCACCAACUCGUGGCAAUGUGAUUAUCGACGAAAUGAAUUCAAUUUUUCAUCGAUUAAUGAAACGAUAUUAUGUGAAUGCAAAUAUAUUUCCAACAAUGAAACAUCGUUUCAAUGCCGUCUAUAGUCGUGAUAAAGAAUAUUUAUUUGACACAAAUUCAGACGAAUUUUUCACCUCAUCGACAAAAUCAAGAAUUGUACAAUUUAUACUCGAUAGAACUAAAUUUACCGACGAUAUCGAUGAAUUUGCAUUUGGCAUUGAUAGACUUAUUUCGGAGAAGGCUUACGACUCGGCUUAUCCACUGCACGAUGGCAAUUUAAAGAAUGAGGCAUCAAUGCGCUUUUUGCUGUACAAAGAAUGGGCGAAUGUGAAAAAAUGCCUUCACUAUCAGCCACUUGACUAUGUGAAGGAAUAUUUUGGAGUGAAAAUUGGUUUAUAUUUCGCUUGGCUUGGAUUUUACACUUAUAUGUUAAUACCGGCGAGUAUUGUCGGUGUUCUUUGUUUUCUCUACGGAUGUCUAACGUUGAAUUCAAAUGAACCGAGUGAGGAUAUUUGCAGUCGUAAUUUAACGAUAAAAAUGUGUCCUCUCUGCGAUCAUUAUUGUCGAUAUUGGGAUCUCAGCGAGACAUGUUUUCACGCAAGAGUCACUUAUUUAUUCGAUAAUCCAGCGACUGUAUUUUUUGCCGUCUUCAUGUCAAUCUGGGCGACCCUGUUUUUGGAAUUAUGGAAAAAAUAUUCGGCGGAAAUAACUCAUCGAUGGGAUUUGACGAGUUUGGAUGUUCAUGAGGAGCAUCCACGACCGCAAUAUUUGGCUCGACUUGCUCACGUGAAAAAGAAAAAAGUGAAUUUAAUCACCAAUUCUGUUGAGCCGAAGGUUCCAUUCUGGAAAGUCAAAUUGCCAGCUACUAUUCUUAGUUUCUCUGUUAUUUUACUACUGAUAGCAGUGGCAAUGGCAGCAGUUUUGGGAGUUGUUUUAUACAGAGUAUCAGUUUUGUCAGCCCUCAGUGUCUAUGGUCAUCCGUCAGUCACAAGUUAUGCAAUUAUUUUUACAACAACCACUGCAGCUUGCAUUAAUUUAUGUUGCAUAAUUGUCUUCAAUUGGAUUUAUAUUUGGUUAGCGGAAUAUUUAACGGAGAUAGAAUUACCAAGGACGCAAACAGAAUUCGACGACAGUUUAACAUUGAAAAUCUAUCUCCUCGAAUUUGUGAAUUAUUAUGCGUCAAUAUUUUACAUAGCAUUCUUCAAGGGGAAAUUUGUCGGCUAUCCGGGAAAUUAUAAUCUCUUUUUCAAAAAUCGUCAGGAGGAAUGUGGACCCGGUGGAUGUUUAAUGGAACUGUGCAUUCAAUUGAGUAUAAUAAUGAUUGGAAAACAGGCGAUGAAUACAGUUUUAGAAAUGCUUUUUCCCUUAUUUUUCAAGUGGUUGAAUACAGUGAAAGUUCAUAUGAAUCGUAAAGAGGCGAGAAAGGGUAGAAAACAUUUUUCAAGAACAUUUCUCCCAUGGGUGAGAGAUUAUAAACUCGUCAAUUGGGGACCAAGGAGUUUAUUUCCCGAGUAUUUAGAAAUGGUCUUACAAUAUGGAUUUGUAACUAUUUUUGUCGCCGCAUUUCCAUUAGCACCAUUUUGCGCCCUAAUUAACAACAUUUUAGAAAUGCGAUUAGACGCGAAAAAACUUUUGACCCUGUACAGAAGACCCGUUGGACAAAGAGUGCGAAACAUUGGAAUUUGGUACAAAAUUUUGGAUUCUGUAUCGAAACUGUCGGCAGUUACGAACGCCUUCAUCCUCGCCUUCACAUCGAAUUUCAUUCCCCGUUUGGUUUAUCGAUUAACAAUCUCGAAAGAUUAUUCACUGAGUGGAUUUCUGCAGCAUUCACUGUCAAAUUUCAACACUAGUGACUUUAAAAAUGAAUCUCGACCAAUGAUUGAAUUGAAUAAUCACAUAAACAAUUGCUAUUAUCCAGAUUAUCGGGAACCACCGAAUUCAGUCAAUAAAUAUCAAUACACAAAUUUAUUUUGGCAUAUCCUAGCAGCGAGACUCGCUUUUGUUGUCGUCUUUGAGAAUGUGGUCGCUCUCGUCAUGAUUCUAGUCAGAUGGAUUAUUCCCGACAUGAGUAAUUCACUUCGCAAGCGAAUUCGUCGGGAAAUUUAUAUAACAAAUGAAAUUAUAAUACAACAUGAAGCUCAUAGAGCUUGUGGAAGAUUUAAUGUACCAAAUAAUCGUAUUCUUCCCCCCGAUUCAAUAUCAGAUCUCGAUCUUGAAGUUCAUUUAAAAUCGAAUAUUUAAAUUCCCUCACUCAUCAAUUUUUUUUUCUAGAAGAAAACUUGUAAUAUAAAUAUUAAAAGACACUUAUUUUUCUUUUCUUUUUUUUUUAAUAAUUAGUUUCUCAUUUUUAUACAAUAUUGUACAAAAUUUUUCACCGCUGAGUUUCCAUAAUGUGAAAGUAUAACAAAUUAUCUAAUUUAAAUUCUUAAAUUAAAAUAAAUUUUUCUUUCAGGUCACUGCGGUUCCUAUUUAUCCUUAAACUUAAUAUUCACAACGUUUUUUUCAACUUUUUUUUCACUACUUUAAUAAUUAUUUAAUUAAUUAUUAUUGAAUUAAAUAUUCGAUUCAUGCGUUUUUACUAUUUACAUAUAUAAUUAUAUUAAUAUUAACUUUUAAAGACUGAAGAUUCGAAUUUCAGACCAAAAGUUUAGUUUUUCUUUCGCGGGUCUGCCUAUAUUGAUAAUUGUCAUUUUUAUCAUUAUACGUGAUAAUAGAAUAUUUGUAUUUAUAAUAUAAAUAGUUUAUUUAAAAUAAAAAUAUUUUUUAAACUAUCUUAUUCAAUUAUUUCCGCUUAAUUUUUCUCUUCUAUUUUGAUUCUUUUUUCUCCUCUUACUUUUUAAUCCCGAUGGUGUUUUUUAAAAGACCAAAUUUUCAUUAGUAAAAAAUUUUCUGAGGUAGACGAAAAAUUGGUCAUUUAAACGUAAUUUUUUUUUCAAAUUUCUUCAAAAAAGAAAAUAAAUAAAUAAAUUUAGUGUAUCAAAAUAGUUUGCGAAUGUUAAAUG